Messenger RNA from Cydia amplana, 1630 nucleotides. RefSeq names its product general transcription factor IIF subunit 1 (gene TfIIFalpha). Bases 87 to 1589 code for a protein of 500 amino acids. Gene Ontology annotation, cellular component: nucleus; transcription factor TFIIF complex. Gene Ontology annotation, molecular function: TFIIF-class transcription factor complex binding; DNA binding; RNA polymerase II general transcription initiation factor activity. The record is from RefSeq and is a predicted model, not a curated record. The transcript is spliced from 12 exons. Gene Ontology annotation, biological process: transcription initiation at RNA polymerase II promoter; positive regulation of transcription elongation by RNA polymerase II. Lineage: Eukaryota; Metazoa; Arthropoda; Insecta; Lepidoptera; Tortricidae.
AACAGUAAUCGGCGCGUCAAAAAUUCCUAUGACAGGACCCUUGACCGAUUAAUUAUUUUGAUAUUAUAAAAUAAUUUUACUGCAAAAUGACUACACCAGGAACCUCGGGAGCGUCACCAGCUGUGCAAGAGUUUAAAAUUCGAGUCCCAAAGAAUGUGAAAAAGAAACAUCAUGUAAUGCGUUUUAAUGCCACACUGAAUGUAGACUUUGCGAAAUGGACUCAAGUCAAGAUGGAGAGGGAGAACAACAUCAAGGAAUUCAAAGGAUUAGAUGAAGAUAUGCCCAAAUUCGGCGCGGGCUCCGAGUAUGGGCGAGACAUUCGUGAAGAAGCUCGCCGUAAGAAGUUCGGGAUCAUCUCGCGAAAAUACAAGCCUGAAGAUCAACCUUGGAUACUAAAAGUGGGAGGAAAAACAGGAAAAAAGUUCAAGGGCAUCCGCGAGGGCGGCGUGUCGGAGAACGCCGCCUACUACGUGUUCACGCACGCCGCCGACUCCGCCAUCGACGCCUACCCGUUGCAGGAGUGGUAUAACUUUCAACCUAUUCAAAGAUACAAAGCCUUGUCUGCGGAAGAAGCCGAACAGGAAUUUGGGAGACGCAACAAAGUGAUAAACUACUUUUCACUCAUGUUCCGCAAGCGCAUGCGCGGCGACGACGCGGCCGACGACGGCGACGACCCCGACGACAAGAAGACUAAAGGCGCCAAGGCCAAGAAAGAGUUAAAAAUAUCCGAUAUGGAUGAAUGGAUCGAUUCGGACGACGAUUCCUCCGGCUCCGAGGCUGCAGAAAAAGACAAUGACAGUGACUCUGGCACCAAGAAGAAACCGAAUAAAAAAGGACCGGUGAAGAAGAAGAAGAAGGUGGACGAGGAAGCGUUCGAGGAGAGCGACGACGGCGACGAGGAGGGCCGCGAGCGCGACUACAUCUCCGACUCCUCCGACAGUGAAACAGAUCAUGAGGCGAAGGCGAACAAAGAACUCAAGGGCGUCGCAGAAGAAGAUGCACUCAGGAAGCUGCUGACGUCGGACGAGGACAGCGAGGAGGAGCAGGAGCAGAAGGAGGCGUCGGAGCCGGAGGACGAGCCGACGCGCGACGGCGAGGAGCGCGCCAGCAAGCUCACCAAGAGGAAGGCCGCCAAGCCCGGCCAGAGGACUCCCUCCAGCAGCGAGUUCAGCUCCGACUCCGACACCGACGCGGAGGGCGCGCCCAGGAACCACAAGAAACGCAAGGAGCCCGCCUCCGCCGCGACACCGCACUCAGCGAGCGCGCCGGGCAGCGCCAGCACGUCUCGCUCGGCGUCGCCCGCGCCCGCGGCCGCGGCUGCUGCGGCCGCCGCCGCCGCCGCGCCGCCCGCCAAGCGGCCCAAGAUCGACCCCUCCUACACCGAGUGCGGCGUGACGGAGGAGGCGGUGCGGCGCUACCUGGCGCGCAAGCCCAUGACCACCACGGAGCUGCUCACCAAGUUCAAGUCCAAGCUCACCGGCGUCAGCUCCGAGCGCUUGCUCGAGACCAUGACGCAGAUCCUCAAGCGCAUCAACCCCGUCAAGCAGAACAUCAACGGCAAGAUGUAUUUAAGUAUCAAAAACAACUAAUAAUUACCUGCUAAUACCUCUUCAGUAAGUGUAAGAAUAAU